AUGGAAGCUGGUAAACUACACGAGAGGAACGCAUCCCUCGGGGAAGCAAAAGAUCGGCUUGAGCAGCUAACGGAGGUGGCUGGGAGCUUCCGCCUUACACAGCGAGAAAUCGAAGAAAAUCAACCCGAUCCAGAUGCAGUUGCAUCGGUACACAAUUAUCGAGAGGAAUUUACUGCGCAAUAUUAUCAGGCGAAAAACAUUUUGGAAGAGUAUAUUGCGCAGUUGGAGGAACAUAAUCUAGAAACGAACUCGGUGGCCAGUGAUAGGACGGUUGUUGAUACAUGUCAAGACCUGAAGGAGGCCAUGAAGAUGUUGAUUGAAGUGCAGCGAGCGAUGCUGCUGAGUCAGUCGGCAACAAACAACAAUGCAAACCAAUUGUCAGGGCAGUUAGCGAAUGAUCAAGCUGGAGGAGAACAGGUAUCGAAUCGUUCACCUUUUUCAAACGUUAGGCUACCACCGAUAAAUGUACCUACGUUCAAUGGAGAGAGGAAGCAUUGGAUAUCGUUUAGAGACAUAUACGAAACCACAAUUCAUUCGCGAAAUGAUCUGAAAGAUUCUCAUAAAAUGCAAUAUUUGAUGUCGUAUCUCGAAGGAGAUGCACGACGUUUGAUAAGUUCUUUUGCUAUUUCGGAUGCUAACUACGGUGAAGCAUGGACAGCGUUAACAAACUUUUACGAUAAGAAAAAAUACACAGUGUUCGCUCUUGUUCGUGAGUUCGUGGACCAGCCAGCCAUAGUUUCUGCCACCUCCAGCAACCUACGCAAAAUCGUCACCACAUCGGAUGAGGUCAUUCGUCAACUAAACGCACUUGGUGAUGUGUACAACACUCGUGACCCAUGGCUGAUUUAUUUUCUUCUGGAAAAGUUAGACAAGGAUACUCGUUCUUUGUGGGCGCAAAGAAUUGUCGAUAUAGAGAAUCCAUCAUUUGACGAAUUUCUAAAGUUUCUGGAUGAUCGUUGUGAUGCUUUGGAAACAUGUACGGCGUUUUCUAAGAAGUCUGGUGUUGAUAGUAUAAAAAAGGAAAAUUUCAAAAAAAGUCUUCCAGUGGAGCGGAAGUAUCAUUCAUUACAUACAUCGACGGUUGCAGAAAAGUGCGCGAAAUGCUCUAGUGAGCAUCCGAUAUUUCAAUGUGAAGAAUUUAAAAAAAUGGAUUUGCAAGGAAAACGUGAACUUGCACAAAAAGCGAGGUUGUGUUAUAAUUGUUUGCGAUCAUCGCACAAUGUGAAGCAAUGCUCUUCAAAGUCAGUGUGUCAUAACGCAAAUUGCAAAAAGCGACAUCAUACGCUUUUAUGUCCAGCAGGUGUUGUCGAUUAUAAACGGCCAGAUAACAAUAAGGAAGCGAAACCGUCUACAGAAGAAACAGAACCUGUAAUCAAUACUUUGAUGGCGCAGGUGCCAAAAGACGUAAAAUUGGUGCCGAUAUUGCCAACAGCAGUUAUCCGUGUACGAAACGCUCAUGGUAUUCUGGGACACGCUCGAGCGCUGAUAGAUUCGGGAUCCGAGGCUUCAUUGAUUACGGAGCGAUGUGUGACUAAGCUCGGUCUGCAGCGUACCAAUGGAAAGUUUGUGGUUUCUGGUCUUGGGCAGCAACAAACUGGAACUACACGGGGCAUCGUUAAACUUGCAUUAGCCAACCGAUUCAGUGACACGGUUCUUUUGCAAACGAAGGCUUUCGUAAUGGGUAAACUGACGUCUACACUACCGGCUCAAAGUUUAAAAGUCAGCGCAAAUCUCUUGGACAAGCGAGUACAGGAGCAUUUAGCUGAUCCGGGUUUCAACCAACCAGGACCAAUAGACAUAAUUUUGGGAUCAGAUGUUUUUCUUGCGCUUUUAGCACCAGGCCAAGUCAAAGACAACUCUGGAUUUCCCAUAGCGCAGAGCACCAUAUUUGGAUGGAUUGUGUCUGGGAAUCACGCAAUUUGCACUCCUGGAAUUAAUGCCAAUCUAUCAGUGAUAAAUCUGCACACAGAAAUUGAUCUUAACCGUACUUUACAGAAAUUCUGGGAAAUAGAGGAAAUGCCAAACCAAAAACAGUAUACUCCAGCAGAAAAGAAAGCAUUGGAUUUUUUUUCACACUCUCACGAGAUAAGUCAGGACGUUUCAUGGUACGACUUCCUUUCGACGAUUCGAAACCAAAUUCAGGAAAAUCCCUCCCUGCAGCUCUCAGGCGGCUUGUGGCAAUGGAGCGACGUUUUCAUACGGAUUCAGAGUUUGCAAAGCAGUAUUCAGAAUUUCUUACCGAGUAUCUUGCAUUAG
Molecule: messenger RNA, 2256 nt
Organism: Wyeomyia smithii (pitcher-plant mosquito)
Lineage: Eukaryota; Metazoa; Arthropoda; Insecta; Diptera; Culicidae
Exons: 1
Coding region: 1-2256 (751 amino acids)
Source: RefSeq, a predicted model, not a curated record